AUGUCUAGAGAAUCAGUUGAAGGAUUCAGUCUUAGUUCAAUCACGUUAAAACUAAUUGGUUCGGCUUUCUUAUGUAUCAACUCUCUUUACAACGGGAGUGGUUUUCCUCUUUUUUUAUACGGUUUCCUUAACACUAUCGAACACUGUUUAUUUCUUUUCCAGUUUUUUAGAUACGGUAAAGUACUCUAUGCACCAUUACUAUCAUUAAUUGUUGUUAUUCCAUAUCUAAUCUGCAUCUUUUCCCCAAAACUUAUUCCAAUCACAGACUUAGUUAAACCAGUUACUCAAUUCAUCUCACACAUACCUCAAUUAAUCUCAUGCAUAACUAGGAAGACUACAUUAAACGUUUCUAUCUAUAGUCAACAUUUACAUUUCAUCGGAUCCUUUUUAGGCUGUAUAAUGCUCAUUUUAGAGGAGAACUACAAUAUUACUAACUGGAUCCUUUACGGAAAUACCUUUAUCCAAGCGUUUUCGAUAUAUUUCCUUGCUGCAUGGUAUGGAGAGCUCAGACUUAAGGAAUCCAAUGCUGAAAAUCGAUCAGUAUCAAGAAAGGUAUUCAAUGAUAGCUUUAAAUCUGUAUAA
Messenger RNA from Trichomonas vaginalis G3, 582 nucleotides. RefSeq names its product PQ loop repeat-containing protein. Lineage: Eukaryota; Parabasalia; Trichomonadida; Trichomonadidae. The transcript has a single exon. The coding region runs from base 1 to 582 and encodes 193 amino acids. The record is from RefSeq and is a predicted model, not a curated record.